AUGGAACUCAGCUCGACGGUUGCCUGUGUGCUAGCCACUCUCUUUGUUCUGGGCCUGGUCCAGGCGGAUGUGGGCGUGGCACAGCAGCGCCUCCGCCUGCAACAGCAGCGACAGUCGUCCUAUCCUGCGGCUGGCUACAAGCCGGCCAGGCAAUUCCCCCUCCCCGCGGCCGGAGAUCAGCCGCAGUCCGCCCGGCUGGUGGCCACCGGUGCCCAGCCGCAAUCCGCUCGCCUGGUGGCCAACAGCGAAGCGCAGGAGGAUCUCGACGAUGCCGCCGAGGAAGUGGAGGUGCCCAUGUCGAAGGUAGCGGCUCCUGUUCCAGCAGCAGCUCCAGCUCCAGGUCGAGGUCCUGGCGCCGUGCCUGUCCCAGCCGCAGUCCCAUUCACACCCACAAUCGCAUACUAUCCGGCGGGGGCUGUGGGCUUUGUCCAUCCAACGGCAUACGCCAAAAUCAUUGCAGCUCCGCAACUGCCACAGGCGGCAUUCGCAGCCCCGCAACUGCCACAGGCGGCAUCUGCCUAUGUGACCGCGCCCCAGUACUACGCCGCUUACUUUGGAUAAGUCGCAAGAAGACGGGGAUGGGAU
Drosophila miranda is the source of this 585-nucleotide messenger RNA. Its product is annotated as oleosin-B6. The transcript has a single exon. The record is from RefSeq and is a predicted model, not a curated record. NCBI's taxonomy places the organism in Eukaryota, Metazoa, Arthropoda, Insecta, Diptera, Drosophilidae. The coding region runs from base 1 to 561 and encodes 186 amino acids.